Molecule: messenger RNA, 1102 nt
Organism: Ostrea edulis (European flat oyster)
Lineage: Eukaryota; Metazoa; Mollusca; Bivalvia; Ostreida; Ostreidae
Exons: 7
Coding region: 316-1059 (247 amino acids)
Source: RefSeq, a predicted model, not a curated record
CUCGUUGGGUUGAGAAACUACUAAAAUACAUAUAAAAUGGCGUAAGAUAUCGGGGAUUUUGGUUGUAUGCGGUGAUAAAAGCAUUUUAUUUGUUUUAAAAAUACUAGUAUAUUAUUGAUUUACAUUUCUAAAAACGCCAACUGACAACUUCGAUGGAAGUAAAAUCUCUGAUUCCCGUGCAAAAUAUAUCACCAGGAUUAGAGUAACACGACAACAUGUGUAGGUUUUCCUCGGUGAUUCCGGAAAGUUAGUUCAUGAUAACGACACGGGACACUUCCUGGGAUUGUUCUCUGCUAGUGGGACGAUACAAGCCGUAUGAUUUCUCCAAUUACAAGGAAACUUUAUGAGAACCUUCGACCAAACAUCUGUUUCGGCAGCAUGGGACCAAUACGGAUGAAAUACAUUUUACUUAUAUUCAUUUUCUCUCAUCACAUUGUCUUGACAACCUCUGCUAUAACCAAUGGCAAACUUCUGAUGGCUGCUGGGAUUGUGACAGCUGCACUGAUGUCAUCUCCCUACGGAUAUGAUUCUUCGACACCCAGUUCAAUAGCUCUGUUGACCGCGAUACUCUUUAUCGCACUGAUACCAACCCAAUCCGAUGCAGAUAGAGGCUCAACAAUGGCUACAGACGGGAACAGGGGAAGCCUAAGCCAAACUGAAGGGAGCACCUGUACACGGCCUGGUUACACCAUUGACCCCGUGCUCGGAUGUAUCAAGACCUACAUAUCCAUGUUACCACCAGUAACUCACAGCCAAAUGACAGCUCAAUGUGCAAGUGAUGGCGGGGAACUCCUCCUCGUUAACUCAGCGGCGGAAAAUACUGCACUUGUCAAUCUAAUGAACUCUAACGGAGUGAGUUAUUUCCUCAUACAAGGGUCAAGGGUCACUGCUACUGACCCCUGGCUCACCGAUUCUGGACAGCCCCUCCCUUACAUCGCCAGUAUCCAAGGAACACCGAACUUAGCUGGUCAAACUAAACUUUUGGCAUUGGACAGCGGGUUGUGGCAGACCUAUUUUUCUACGAGUGUGCUUGAACAUGCUGUUUGUGAAAUAUUGUAAUCAAAUUAUGUAAAAGUUCUCUAUGACUAUACGUGUCUUUCUA